CUAGUUGAGCUUUUACUUGAUCGGGGAGCCGAUAUUAAUGCCCAAGGCGGGCAGUACGGCAAUGCACUCCAAGCAGCAGCAAAUGGGGGAAGCGAGGCUGUAGUUAAGCUUCUACUCGAUCGAGGAGCUAAUAUUAAUACCCAAGGUGGAGAGUACGGCAAUGCACUCCAAGCAGCAGCAGAUAGGGGAGGCAAGGCUAUAGUCGAGCUUUUACUUGAUCGGGGAGCUAAUAUUCAUGCCCAAGGCGGAUACUAUGGCAAUGCACUCCAAGCAGCAGCAGAUAGGGGAGGCAAGGCUAUGGUCGAGCUUUUACUCGAUCAGGGAGCCGAUAUUAAUACCCAAGGCGGGCAAUACGGCAACGCACUCCAAGCAGCAGCA
Hyaloscypha bicolor E is the source of this 378-nucleotide messenger RNA. Its product is annotated as ankyrin. Gene Ontology annotation, molecular function: protein binding. The annotation marks the transcript as partial. The transcript has a single exon. The record is from RefSeq and is a predicted model, not a curated record. Lineage: Eukaryota; Fungi; Ascomycota; Leotiomycetes; Helotiales; Hyaloscyphaceae.